Molecule: messenger RNA, 2389 nt
Organism: Python bivittatus (Burmese python)
Lineage: Eukaryota; Metazoa; Chordata; Lepidosauria; Squamata; Pythonidae
Gene: OTULIN
Product: OTU deubiquitinase with linear linkage specificity
Biological process (GO): regulation of tumor necrosis factor-mediated signaling pathway; negative regulation of inflammatory response; protein linear deubiquitination
Cellular component (GO): cytoplasm
Molecular function (GO): cysteine-type deubiquitinase activity
Source: RefSeq, a predicted model, not a curated record
CUACGGACGAGGGCCAACGAGAGCUCGCCCAAAGGGCAACAAAAUCCGACCUAGCACGGUGCGGGCACCGCUGCCACAGCUGCAACUCAAACGUCAGCGAAGCAAGGCCAGCGGAGGUAGCUGUGACCAUGGAAGCGAUAGAGAUAGGAAAGGAGAAAAGGGGCAAAGGACUCGCAUCAGAAGGAACGCUUGUCCUGUUCUCUAAACUCUGACCGCCAGUCCCUUUAUGGGAACUCGGGUUGCGCCAUUAAACCCCAGUAUUUUAAAUAUUUGAGUUGGAAACCUCGAAUAAACCUGGACUAAACUCAGACGCGGGACGUGAAUAGUAGGUUUCAGCGCAGUUUUCUUCCCUUCCCAGGAAAGCACGAGGCUCAUGCACUGGGCUGUAAUGUGCAGGAAAGCUUUUGCUCCUUUAAAAUAACGCGUCGUUCCAAAGGUCAGGGAUUCCAGUCUGUUUUCUAUCUGGCGAUGUUGUCGUAGAGGCCGCAAGCACUUUCUGUUUCCUCAUCUAGCUAUGCUCAGGCUGGUGUGUUUACUGUGCAGUAAACGCCCUUGCUAAUUCAAAGCGAACUCGGAAGUAAGCUCUGCUAUGUAUAUGUCUAGUUUCAGCAAUCUAUAGAGAAUACGGAAGCAAAAGUGAUUCCGCAAAACGCCCGUGCGUUCCUUUCGGGUGUCGUUCGAUAACACGAGAUUUACUGCAAUAAAAGUCAUUUGGCCAGCCCUCUAGAGAUGAGCACAGACAAAGAUGAGCUGCUUUGCACGCCAGUCGAUAAUGGAAAAGCCGCUCCUGCUGCUGUGAUGGAAGAUGAGAAUAAACUAGCUAAGCAGAGACCUCAGCCAGAGAGCAGAGCUCGCGCUGGUCCCUGCAGUGCAACGGUGGCAGACAAUACGAAGCGAUUUAAGCUAAGUAACGUCCAGGCACAAUCCAUCCAAGAAAGCCCUGGGAUGUCACAGCCAAAGGCAAGGAAGGCAUCAGGGCCUCCAGUUACCACAGAAGAGAAACGAAGGAAAGGGUUUUUUAGCAUACCAUUUUCUAAAGGCAAAAAAGAAAAAGGCAGUCCUUGUGAUAAAAUGUCAAGCACAAGCAUCAGCCACAAAUUAAUUGCCAAUGAAGACAGUGCAUGUCACCUGCAGAGGGCUCAAGCAGAUGUCUUGAAAACAUCUCUGGUCCAUCAAGAGAAGUAUCUCAAGAGGAAAGAACAGCUGCCUGCGUCAGUCAUCCCGUGCCCAAUGGAGUUCUCUGUCGACUUAGAGGAGGACCUGUACCGUGAUGCGGAUGAAAUAGAGAGAGAGAAAGUGUUACUUGAGAGUGGGACAGACUCUCCAGAUUUUCCAGAAAAUAAACUAAGUGUUGAACCUGAAGUAGAUAUCAUGGAUUAUUCCCAAGAAGAGUGGCGAGGAAACACAUCCUAUGCUGAAUGUAUUCGGAAGGGCUAUGAAGCUGUUUCACAUAAAUUUAUUUCAAUAAGAAGAGUGCGAGGAGAUAAUUACUGUGCUCUCCGGGCAACACUAUUUCAAGCACUCAGCCAAGCUGCUCAACUUCCUCAGUGGCUCCAGAAAGAAGACCUGAUGUUGUUACCAGAAAAGUUGAUGGUCAAAUAUGAAUGGAUUACUCAGUGGCGACUCAGGCACAUGUGGACAAGUAAAGUGGAAAGUCUCAUGGAUGAAAUUAAAGAUUGUUUGAUGCUACUAAAAAGAAAGUGGAAAAAUAUGAGUGACAUGAAGACCUUUGUAGAGAGGCAAGCAGCCUGUGACGAGCUUUUCAGAAGUGAGGAAGAGGAAUACAAACUCUACGAAGCGGUAAAGUUCCUUAUGCUGAGCACCGCCAUCAAAUUGUAUGAAGACAGUGAGAAGGGCAAAGAGGUCCCUGUGUUCUCUUGGCUUUUGUUUGCUCGUGAUACAUCCAGCAAUCCUUCCCAGUUAAUGGUAAACCACUUGAAUCAACUUGGCUACACGGGAGGCCUUGAACAAGUCGAAAUGUUUCUCCUAGCCUAUGCUUUGCAGCAUACCAUCCAGGUUUAUCGACUGUAUAAGUACAGAACAGAAGAAUUCAUCACCCUUUAUCCCAAUGAUCCGGAAGAAACCUGGCCUUUGGUAACCCUUAUAACAGAAGAUGACAGACAUUAUAAUAUUCCUGCUCGAAUGUGUGAGGAGACCAGUGUAUAGUAGAUAUUCCCUUCCAGUUAUAUAAACUGAAUAAAUGAUGUAAAAGUAAGCUUCUUAAUUUCUAAUAUUAUUUGGAUUGUGACAGUUAAUUUAACAACACUUUGGAUCAACUGAAAUCAAAUACCUUACAACAUAUCUUUCACAAAAUUAUCUUAUAAACUCCAUAGUUUUUCCUGUUUAUUUGUGAUAUUGCUUACUUGAUUAUGUGCUAUCAAAUCGGUGU